AUGGCUCGAUCAAUUAUCUUGGCUCUUCUUCUCUCCUCAACCGUCCUUGCAUCCAAUCCCCUCUUCGGCGCCUACCCCACUGAUCAAUGCGACACAUGUUUCGACCAAACCUAUGAGAGCUGCCCAGGCGACUACCAAACACGUUCUUACGCAACAUGCAUGUGCGCAGGCGAUGGUAGCGCUAAUUUUGUCUCCUGCGUAUCAUCUUGCGACCCAAGCCUAAAUGAACCCGCCAUUGCAAGCGCUGCAUACUAUAGGUACUGUCUCUUGUUCUUCAAGCAGCUGUGUGAUGGUGCACAGCAGUUUGUGGAUGAUGAGACUUAUGCAGAACAGUGCUCCAAGGAGGCUAUCGAAGCUGGGGGUAUUGGAGAGAAGGAAAAUGGUGGCGGCUCUGGAGAUGAUGAUGACUCUGAGAAGGAGAGUGACUCUAAUGGUGACGAUGAUUCUGAUGACAGUAGUACUGCCAUCGUGGUGCCAACAAAGACAAACGAGUCAACCAGCGAAAAGACCAACGAGACAGAUGCAGCGACCACGACAGGCGACGCCAGCAAGACAUCCGAGACAGCUCAGACAACAUCCGGUGCAAAGGCAACAGCUAUUCCAGCGAUGGCUCUCUUUGCUGGUCUCGGACUGCAGUUGAUCAAUGUCUAA
Molecule: messenger RNA, 651 nt
Organism: Fusarium venenatum
Lineage: Eukaryota; Fungi; Ascomycota; Sordariomycetes; Hypocreales; Nectriaceae
Source: RefSeq, a predicted model, not a curated record